Ipomoea nil (Japanese morning glory) is the source of this 1924-nucleotide messenger RNA. RefSeq names its product telomere repeat-binding protein 5. Lineage: Eukaryota; Viridiplantae; Streptophyta; Magnoliopsida; Solanales; Convolvulaceae. The record is from RefSeq and is a predicted model, not a curated record. The transcript is spliced from 8 exons. Bases 176 to 1636 code for a protein of 486 amino acids.
CUCACUCCCCACUCUCCUCCUCCACUCUGUAGUUUGUAGUAGAGGAGCGAGCAGCAGCGUUUCAUCGCAUCAUACUUAUCUCCCGCCGAUUAUGAUUCAGAGCCCAAAGACAAGCUUGUUUCUGUAACUGGGUUCAUAUGCUUUGACAAGGGAGAGCAUAAGGAAGUGCAUUAAAAUGGAAGGCAGGCAAGAUCCUAGUAUUUCAUUACAAGUGGAGAAAGAGCUGAUUCAGGAGCCAAGCUAUGCUGAAGCUGAAACUUUUGAAGUGCCAAAUGAUCCCUUGGAUGCAUAUGGUGGUUAUCUUUUAGGUGUAGUUCAAGAAGCUGAAUGCUGGAGCAAUAUACUUCAGAUGACGAAUCCUGAGUUUCAUGGACUCCCCAGCCGCAUAGAUGAGGGUGAAAUGUCAGUUGAGGGGAACUGUCACAAAUUCCCUACUUCAUUCACUUCGGGACAUAUUGACUAUUUGGAAGAUGUAACAAGCUUCUUCCCAGGAAGCAUAUCUUCUAAUAAGAAAGAUGAAGACAUGAUUUUCACUCCUGCUCUAACAUCAAGUGGAUUGGUCUGCAUGUCUACAAUCAAGCAAAGUGAAGAGUUUAAUCUAGGAGGGCAGAAUGGGGGCCAUGGAACUAUGUAUCUUGGGGAUUCACCAAAAAUGAACUCUUCCCAGACAAAUACCAUCGACUCUUCUCAUACACAAAGGAGAGUGCGCAAACCUACUCGCAGGUAUAUUGACGAAUCAUCAGAUCUUAACACAAGAUAUGUCAAGAAAAGGAAAGAGGGUUCUGCUUCUGCAUCAAAGAAUAAGUGUCAAAGUGUCAAAUGUAAUAAGAAACCCAAACCUGAAUCUGAAGCAAUAGAGUCUCUUUCUGAGGACUUUACUUUCAAUGCUAUUCAAGUGCCAUUUGGCCCUCUAGUACCUGAAGAAUGUGAUAAGAAGGUUGCAUCUGAUGUGGUGAAAGUGAAGUCAAUAGAGAUUUCACGUCUUGGCCUCAAAGAGUGUGAUAGGAAGCAUGCAUCUAAUGUGAAGAAGGUAAAGUUGAACCAGUUAUCAUCUGUUGACCCUAAAUUGUGUCAUAAGAAGCAUUCACCCAAUGUAAAGAAGGUAAAGAUGAACUAUGUAUCAUCUUUUGGCUCUGAAAUAUCUGAUAAGAAGCAGGCAUCCCUUGUGAAGAUGGUAAAGUCAAACCACAUAUCUUUUGAUUCUGAGGAAUGUUGUAAGAGGCAUGCACCCAAUGUUAGUAAGGAUUCUUUUGAAGAAAUGGCACUGGGUGUGAUAGAAGAUGAUAGUGCCGCAAUCACUAGAUCUGAUGGGAAUUGUGCUCGGAGAAAGCACCACAGGCUAUGGACUAUUUCAGAGGUCAGAAAGUUAGUUGAUGGGGUUUCACAAUGUGGAGUUGGAAAGUGGAGUCAAAUAAAGAGGAUUUUCUUCUCGUCAUCUGACUAUCGGACACCAGUAGAUCUAAAGGACAAGUGGAGAAAUCUUUUAAAAGCAAGCCGUCUUCAGAAUCAAAGCAAGAAAGGGGAUAAGGGAAAGCAAACCUUUUCUUGGCGUCCCUUGCCGAAGUCCAUCUUGAACCAGGUUUGUGAACUGGCCAAUGUUCAUCCAUACCCAAGAAACUGCAAAUCCAAGACUUAAUGCCCUGCCCAUAAAUCCUCCACUUCCAUUCUCCCAAAUAAAGCUACCAAGGAUCCACAGAAAGAUUGGUAGUCAAGGUUGAUUGUCUCUUGGCUGGUUGAUAGUUGUUUGCCAUUCUCUGAUAGUCCUUUUCUACAAGUCUCUUUGGCUCUUUUAACCCUCUGUUUUCUCACCUAUCUGAUCUUCAUUUAUUUUGAGUUGUGUGCAUAAUUUGUCAAAUUUCAACUGACUAUAGCUUGCAUGUAAUGCAUUAGGCAUUCUUCUGCUUCUAAUUAUUUGUCUUUGGUA